AUGAGUAGAGGCGAAAUUGGUCGUGCAUAUGGUGGUGGAAGAAAUUUUGGUGCAGGAAAUAGAGGAAGAUUUAGCUCGCCACGAGGAGGGCGUGGUGGUGGUUCAAGCGCAAAUUUUUCACAGGCGUAUCAGGGACCACCUAAUACAGUAACGCCAAUGGGCGAAUUCAUACACGAAUGUGAAGGAGAAGCAGUCUGUCGCUCAAUAAAUCCAAAAAUUCCAUACUUUAACGCGCCAAUUUAUCUCGAGAAUAAGACACAGAUAGGAAAAGUAGAUGAAAUUCUCGGGCCGAUAAAUGAAGUUUAUUUCACAGUCAAACUACAAGAAGGUAUAAUCGCGUCGUCGUUUAAACUCUCAGAUAAAUUCUAUAUUGCCGAUGAUAAGUUGUUGCCGCUGGACCGGUUCUUGCCCAAGCCGCCUGUUGUGCGGGAUAAAGGCAAGUGUUUGAGAUCUAGAAAGUCAGGAGAUCGAGGUGGUCGUGGAAAUGAGGGCGGGGAGGCGGCGGCUUUCGUGGUAGGAGAUAGAAUAUGA
This is a messenger RNA of Ambispora gerdemannii, 531 nucleotides long. NCBI's taxonomy places the organism in Eukaryota, Fungi, Glomeromycota, Glomeromycetes, Archaeosporales, Ambisporaceae. The record is from the annotation of a GenBank genome assembly.